AUGAACCAGCUGGGGACACCGCCUGGCCUGAUGAACCAGCUGGGGACACCGCCUGGCCUGAUGAACCAGCUGGGGACACCGCCUGGCCUGAUGAACCAGCUGGGGACACCACCUGGCCUGAUGAACCAGCUGGGGACACCACCACCUGUCCUCAUGAACCAGCUGGGGACACCACCUGGCCUGAUGAACCAGCUGGGGACACCACCUGGCCUCAUGAACCAGCUGGGGACACCGCCUGGCCUGAUGAACCAGCUGGGGACACCACCUGGCCUCAUGAACCAGCUGGGGACACCACCACCUGUUCUCAUGAACCAGCUGGGGACAUCACCUGGCCUGAUGAACCAGCUGGGGACACCACCUGACCUGAUGAACCAGCUGGGGACACCGCCUGGCCUGAUGAACCAGCUGGGGACACCACCUGGCCUGAUGAACCAGCUGGGGACACCACCUGGCCUGAUGAACCAGCUGGGGACACCACCACCUGUCCUCAUGAACCAGCUGGGGACACCACCUGGCCUGAUGAACCAGCUGGGGACACCACCUGGCCUCAUGAACCAGCUGGGGACACCGCCUGGCCUGAUGAACCAGCUGGGGACACCACCUGGCCUCAUGAACCAGCUGGGGACACCACCACCUGUUCUCAUGAACCAGCUGGGGACAUCACCUGGCCUGAUGAACCAGCUGGGGACAUCACCUGGCCUGAUGAACCAGCUGGGGACACCACCUGACCUGAUGAACCAGCUGGGGACACCACCUGGCCUGAUGAACCAGCUGGGGACACCACCUGGCCUGAUGAACCAGCUGGGGACACCACCUGGCCUGAUGAACCAAUUGGAACACCACCACCUGUCCUCAUGA
Molecule: messenger RNA, 858 nt
Organism: Procambarus clarkii (red swamp crayfish)
Lineage: Eukaryota; Metazoa; Arthropoda; Malacostraca; Decapoda; Cambaridae
Source: RefSeq, a predicted model, not a curated record